This is a messenger RNA of Calypte anna (Anna's hummingbird), 4893 nucleotides long. RefSeq names its product Sad1 and UNC84 domain containing 1 (gene SUN1). Gene Ontology annotation, cellular component: meiotic nuclear membrane microtubule tethering complex; nuclear envelope. The coding region runs from base 527 to 3253 and encodes 908 amino acids. The transcript is spliced from 23 exons. The record is from RefSeq and is a predicted model, not a curated record. Lineage: Eukaryota; Metazoa; Chordata; Aves; Apodiformes; Trochilidae. Gene Ontology annotation, biological process: nuclear envelope organization. Gene Ontology annotation, molecular function: protein-membrane adaptor activity.
GGCCUUCCGUGCUUGCGGCCCGCCCUCCCCGCUGCCCCCUGUGAGGGCGGUGGGGGCGGGCGGGGAGCCUCUUAUUCUCCGGGAGGAGCGGGUGAGGGUCUCUCCCCUUUCCCUCACGGGUCAGGCCGCGUUUCCCCCGCCCUUCCUCAGAGCAGCGGGGCUGGCAAACAGCUUGGCGCCAGCCCGUUCCGGCUGUUGCCGCGCUGCCAAGCGUCCCCCGUUUACCCGUCACCCCCAGGCUGGCAGCAGCUGCCACCGCUUCCCGCCGCGGCCCGCUCGCCUUCUCCUCAUGCCGUGAGGGCCGGUCCCGGGCGAGUCCGGGCUUUGGCUGCCAGGGCCGCGUCAGGCACCCGCCCGCCCGCCUGGGAGUCCUUAGGGCGUUGUGUUUCGGUCUGCAUCCUCUGGGCGGAGAGGGUUCGGUUUCCUCCUCGGGUCGGACACUGUCCUACCCGAUAGUCCCGGGAAGGCAGCAUGGCGUGAGGACCUCGGAGAAGGGGCUGGAGUUGUAUGAUUUGAAACAGUCAACAUGGACUUUUCACGUCUACACACGUACACCCCUCCCCAGUGUCUGCCAGAGAACACUGGCUAUACAUAUGCACUCAGUUCAAGUUACUCGUCAUCUGCUUUGGAUUUUGAGACUGAAAACAAAAUAGAUCCAGUAUUUGAUUCACCGAGAAUGUCACGGCGUAGUUUACGGUUAGCUGCUGCAGGCCUUGGGAAAUCAGAUGAUGCAGGAAAUGAUAUCCUUCGUGACAGCUCUUACACUGGAAACAUAUCCUUCAGAGAUCAGUCUUCAAAGACAGUGAAACAACGCAGAAGUAUCAAUAAACAGGCUGGCAGUGCAAGACAUGCACCAAGGAAAAAUCUAUCCAGCUCUUCCAUUUUUAGCCAAAGCAGUUUCAAUAGCCAUGCCAGUGAUGCAUCAAUGGUGUCCACUGUAUUGGAUGAGUCUUUGAUUCAAGAGCAGACAGAAGUUGAUCAUUUCUGGGGUCUUGAUGAUGAAAGUGACCCUAAAGGAAGUGAUACUACCCUGAUGCAGGGAAAUGGUGAUGUAUCAACAGGAGAAACCCAGACCUCAGUGAUCAAUGGCUACACGUGCAGUGACUGCAGCAUGCUUUCCGAACGGAAGGAGGUUCUCACAGCAUAUUCAGCUUCUCAUGUGCCAUCUUCCAGAAUUUAUUCUAGGGAUAGGGGCCAGAAACAUGCAUCUAGAGGAACCUAUUUCUACAUGAGUAAGAUUCUGCGAUUGGUCAAAAAUGCUGCAACAUCGUUUGCAUCACUAUUAGUGCAACUAUUUCAAAUGGUUUGGCUGAAGCUGGGUUAUGAAUUUAAAGCUCACUCAGAUUACUGUGGAAGCAUGAAUGUGAAGGAGUUUUAUAGAGAAGACAGCCAUCUGGGUGUCAGUGAGGAGUCAAUAUGUGAUGACUGUAAGGGGAAGAAACAUCUUGAAAUACACACCACAGACCACAUGCAAUCCUCAUGGGCUCAAAGGGUAGCAAGGACCAUUUGGCACACCUUUUCUUAUGCAGGUUACUUUAUGGUUCACGUGUUGCGAACAGUGGGAGCAACAGGAUGGCUUGUGUCUCAGAAGGUGGUGUCUCUACUUUGGCUGGCCAUUCUUUCUCCAGGGAGGGCAGCUUCUGGCAUGGUCAGGUUGCUUAGAACUGGGUGGUAUCAACUUGUUACUUUGAUGUCUUUGCUCAAGGUGUUUCUUCUAAGAAGAUGCCUUCCAAAGAUCUACAAACAGUUACUGUUUCUUAUCCCACUCCUGUUUCUCCUAGGUAUUUGGUACUGGGGGUUUGGUGGCUUCAUUUCAUUACUACCUUCAUUUAACUGGACAAGAAGUGACAGAAUACAGGGAAUAGAUGACUCUGUUUAUGUUCCUGAACCAGAGGCUGAUUCUUUUCACUCUGUGCAACCUCCAAAGGAUACCAUGGAUACAACUUUUGAUUCUGGUCGUAUACAAGAUCUGGAAAAGCAACUGGCCUUCAUAUCUGACAGAUGCCAUCUCCAUGAUGAACAAUACAGCAAAGUGAUGCUUCUGCUCCACAAUCUUCAAGAUCAGGUUGCCCAGAUGAGUGACAAAAGUGAAACAUUGAUACUAAUAAAAAAUGUGAUGAGUCAACAUCUUAAAGAUGUGAAAUUGGAGGGCAAGAGUGACUUCCUGGCUUCUCAUCAAGAGCAUGAGCUGCGUAUCCAGACACUGGAAAACCUUCUUGGAAAACUCUCAGCUGAAUCCAAGGACAUCCAGAAGCAGCUUGACAUAGCCAAAACAAAAACAGUGAGAGAUGAUGAUGACCAUAAUCAGCUUUUGUCCAAAGUUAAACAGCUAGAACUGGAGUUGUCUCGGAUGAAAUCAGAGCUGUUAGCUGUGGAAAGUGUGAAGACAAGCUGUGAGAAAAUAGAUGCCAUUCAUGAAAAAGUAGAUGCCCAGGUCAAAGAAUCUGUCAAGCUAAUGCUCUUUGGUGAUCAACAAGAAGACUUCCCUGAAUCUCUUCUCCAAUGGAUUACAUCCAAUUUUGUGAGCAGAGAUGAUCUGCAGACUUCGCUGCGGGAGCUCGAGUUGCAGAUCCUCAAGAAUAUUUCCCUCCAUCUGUCUGUUACAAACCAAAAGCUAACAUCAGAAGUGGUAACAAAUGCUGUGACUAAUGCAGGGAUUUCUGGAAUCACGGAAGCGCAAGCACAGGUAAUUGUCAACAAUGCACUGAAGCUCUACUCUCAAGACAAGACGGGUAUGGUGGAUUUUGCCUUGGAAUCUGGAGGUGGCAGCAUUCUGGGUACUCGCUGUUCUGAAACCUAUGAGACCAAAACUGCAUUAAUUAGCCUUUUUGGAAUUCCUCUGUGGUACUUCUCUCAGUCUCCCAGAGUGGUGAUUCAGCCGGACAUGUAUCCAGGAAACUGCUGGGCUUUCCGAGGAUCACAGGGGUACCUUGUAGUGAGGCUUUCCAUGAAGAUCUAUCCAACUGCCUUUACAAUGGAACACAUACCAAAAACACUUUCACCAACAGGAAAUAUCACCAGUGCUCCUAGGAACUUCUCAGUAUAUGGUCUAGAUCAUGAAUAUCAAGAGGAAGGCACACUCCUAGGACAGUAUGAGUAUGAUGAAGGAGGAGAACCACUGCAGAUGUUUCCAGUGAUGGACAAAAGUGAAAGUGCAUUCCAAAUAGUGGAACUGAGAAUUCUUUCUAACUGGGGCCACACAGAGUACACAUGCCUGUAUCGGUUCAGAGUGCACGGGAAACCUGCCGAGUAAUCUCCUACACUACAGCCUGGGUUGGGUUUGUUGUACAUUAUGUUCUCAAUUUGUAUAUACAGGAAAGCCUAGAACACUGGAAUCUCUAAAGGACAAGGAUGCAAGAUCUAUACUGCAGAACUAUUGAUCCUCUAAUAAAGGCAGAAAACUGGCAGCAGAACUGUAUAAAACUUUUCAUUUGCUCCGAUGCUCAGCUUGUAAUUGCCAGUUAGCUUUCUAUUUUUGUGUCCAUGCUGAGAGAAAUAAUGCAUGCAAACUACUCUGGUUCAUAAAGCCCAGUUGGCAAACAGGCAACACCUUUUUUUAACUACAAAUGAAUGUAUAGGCUUUUUCAAAAAAAUAAAACACACUUUCUGCAACUAGGAAUCUGGUUUUUUGUUUUGUUUUUGUUGUUUUUAAGUCCAGGAAUUAACUGCAUAUAUCUGUUAGCUUGGCACCAUAAACCAAAAACUGUGGUACGUUUUAAACACUGACUGUGGCUGGUGUCCUUCAGCUGACCCUUGGUUUGACCUUUUUGGUGGAUCCAAAAGGGCUUCUUUGAUACAUGUUGAAUAUAAUAAACCUUACUGUCAGGGAAAGUUAACACAACCAAAACUAGCUAAAACACCAGCUACUGAGAAUGCUUUACUGUAAUUUGUGGCUGUGAAUUGCUCUGAAAGUCAGGGAUAACUUUUAACUGAAGUUUAUUUAAGGGUUUUUACCAUAGCAGUUUGGCUUCUUUGUUGUUCUUCAGUGUAAAUUCCAAAUCAACCUCGAUGUACUGACUAACUGUAUUGGAGCUGAUAAGCCUGCUAAUUUGUUUUGUAAACGUUAGUAUACAACAAUAAAAGAACCUUAAUUUGUUGAAAAUAAUCUCUUUAGGACAAGAAUUCCUCAGGGUGGUUCACUGUUAAACUCUGUGAGCAUCAUACUCCUGGAAUGCAGUAUGUGGAAAGCAUGACUGAAGUGAGCCUCACUACUACACAUUUACAAGAGGGACUUCUGCUCAGUGCUGCUGCACUGAGGUACAUGGGCAUUCUCUGAUCACCCCAGAAACCUUAGCCAGGUAUGAGGAGAGCUGAUUCUUCCUCUCAGAAGCAGCAUUUCCACAUAAACUGAGAUCUAAGUACACCCCUUGGCAUUGUAACUUGGAAAAAUCCUUUUCAGAAAAGACUUUGGAAUUGCACUUGUAUGCAGAAUUUUUAUCUUGCUGUUAUAAUGCAUUUUUAUAGUUACACAUGAACUGUUAACACAUGGAACUGCUGACUGGUUUUCUGAAUAGAGUUAUGUAUAUUGCACAACAGUCCUCGAAUGUUUUAAAAACAAAAAAAAAGUCUCCUUGUGAAGAACUUUUUUUUUUUCACUUGAGCUAGAGAUGGAAUCCAUGGCCUAAACAGAGGAGCUAGACCAGAUGUGUACAGCUGUUUUCAUAUAGGUUACAUAUUUAAAUUUUGAAUUAUGCUGUAUAAAUUGAAAUUAGGUAGCUGGGGUGGGAAGAUUUUGAAUAACACUAACUUAUUUUUUAAAAAAAAAAGCAAGAUAGGACUUUGUGCAAUGUAUUUUUGUAAAUGCUUUUCAAAAUGUCUUGUUAUUCUUUGCUGCCUCCAAACUGACAAGAUGCUAUUGAGAUGUUUAAAUAAAGAAGAGUUUUAAUUUUUGAA